Molecule: messenger RNA, 2589 nt
Organism: Nanorana parkeri
Lineage: Eukaryota; Metazoa; Chordata; Amphibia; Anura; Dicroglossidae
Gene: POLR3E
Product: RNA polymerase III subunit E
Exons: 20
Coding region: 63-2162 (699 amino acids)
Biological process (GO): DNA-templated transcription
Cellular component (GO): RNA polymerase III complex; nucleus
Source: RefSeq, a predicted model, not a curated record
AUAUAACCCAUUUGUACCUGGCACCCUGAAGAACACUGGCUGUUGGUGUGUGUGUGACUAGUAUGGAAAGUGAAGAUGACGAUCCAAUCAUACAAGAGAUUGAUGUUUUCCUGGCCAAGAGCUUGGCAGAUAAGCUGUACUUAUUUCAGUACCCUGUCCGGCCUGCGUCAAUGACCUACGAUGGCAUGCCACACCUGGCAGCAAGGAUAAAGCCAAAGCAACAGAAGGUGGAGAUUGAUAUGGCCAUUAACACGUCGAGUCCUAAUUAUUGCCGCAGUAAAGGAGAACAGAUUGCUCUGAAUGUUGAUGGCACUUGCAACGAUGAGACCAGUACCUUUUCCUCGAAACUUAUGGACAAGCAGAGGUUCUCAUCCAUACAAGCUGCAAGCAACAGAAAUCGCUAUGCAGCUGCAUGUUAUAGAAAAGGUGAAAUUCACCUAACUCCUUUGUGUGGGAUUUUACAAUUACGUCCCAGUUUUACAUACCUGGAUAAAGCAGACACUAAAUUCAAGGAACGUGAAGCUGCAAAUGAUGCUGGAGAUUCCUCACAGGAUGAAGGUGAGGAGGACGUAAAGCAAGUUACUGUGCGUUUUUCACGUCCAGAGUCGGAGCAGGCCAAACAGAGGAGGGCACAGUCCUACGAGUUUUUGCAGAAAAAACAGGCUGAGGAAUCCUGGGUGCAUCUGCAUUACUCUGGGGUCAAGGACGGUCGUUCUGAACAUGAAAGACAAUAUUUGCUUUGUCAGAAUCCAGGCAUGAAUGAAACCAAUGAGCUGAUAAAAUCCCCUAGUGAAUAUCUACAAAUGCUGAUGCCCCCCAGUGUUGAGGAAGAAACAGAGAAGCCUGUUGCACCUAGCAAUGUGUUAUCGAUGGCUCAGCUGAGGACUCUACCACUGGCUGAUCAAAUCAAGAUUCUAAUGAAAAAUGUUAAGGUGAUACCUUUUGCCAACCUCAUGGGCUUAAUGGCAGCAGGAACAGAAUCCAUUACAGUCCUUCGAUGUAUACAGCAGGUGGCGUUGUUGGUCCAAGGAAAUUGGGUUGUUAAAAGUGAUGUGUUGUAUCCAAAGGAAUCAUCAAGCCCACACAGUGGGGUUCCAGCGGAAGUUCUUUGUCGGGGAAGAGAUUAUGUUAUGUGGAAGUUUACUCAGGACCGCUGGGUAGUAAGGAAAGAGGUGGCUGCUGUGACAAAGCUUUGCCAAGAAGAUGUGAAGGAAUUCCUGGAUCAAAUGGCCGUCCCAAGAAUCAACAAAGGCUGGGAGUUCAUGUUGCCUUACGAUGAGGAUUUUAUGAAGAAACACCCAGAUGUGGUUCAGAGGCAGUCCAUGCUCUGGAAAGGGAUCCAAGCAAAGCUAGAGAAGGUCUUCAGCUUGUCAAAGGACAGUAUGUCUAAAAAGUCGGAUCCAUCUUCAGCUCCAUAUACUGUAAUCUCUGGAGACCAGAUGGUGAACAUGGCAAGAGUCAAGGCCAAGGAGAACCAAGCCAGGUUGGAGAAGGACUUGCAGCGGAAAAAAGAGCAGACCAAGCAGACAUCCCACAUGGCAGUUGUGGCUGAUGUCCAUAUUAAAGAGGAACCAUUGAGUGAUGUGGAAAGCAUGGACACCUCAGAAUAUGACAGUCUGAACAAUGGCAUGGUCAACGGUGUUCAUAUGGAUGAAAACUCACACGAGUCAGUGAAUGGGCCUGUUUCUAAAGGAGAUAAAGAUUCAAUAGCAAAAGAACUUUUUGAGUUUGUUGCGUCUACAUUUAAGAGGCAGUAUGUGUUGACUUUGAGUGAACUUAAGCGUUUAUUUAAUCUUCAUUUAGCCAGCCUUCCUCCUGGACACACACUUUUUAGUGGCAUCUCGGACAAAAUGCUUCAAGAAACGGUUUUAAACUCUGGCUGUAAACAGAUCAUGGUGCCUUUUCCUCCUCAGAGCACUGCUGCCCCUGAUGAACAGAAGGUGUUUGCCCUGUGGACCAGUGGAGAUGAGUCUGACAAGGAAAGACAAGCUCUGCUGGAGCUCUUCUCCAAAGGACAUCGUUUGCGCAGGAAUAUGAUCCAGACAAGGCUGAGCCAGGAAUUUGGAGAAGAUCUCCCAAAGCAACAGCUGGACAAAGUGCUGAAGGACUGUUGUGUUUGUUAUGGAGGUAUGUGGUAUCUUAAAGGAACAGUACAGUCCUGAUAGUUCCAGAACCCUGGCAGUUGAUGGACACAGUGGCCUAAGUGUAGACUGUAGCUGUACUGCUCCAGCAUCACGCAACCGUUACCAAAGGGACAAGAUGCAGUUGGCUGCAUGGCCUGCAGGGAGAAGUGCUCCGAGGAAGGAAGCUGCUCUGUUGGAAUAUUUAAUUUUGGCCUUUAAAUCCUUUUUGUUUUGUAACCACAAUAAACGAUCAGAAAUAUACCCACCCAGUGGAAGAGACAAUGGAUAUGAAUUUUGCAUUUAUAAUGCCAACAUAAGUAUACUGUAGACAACGUAAAGCUUUGCAAGCAAACAAGUAACUGCAGAUGCAACGCAAUAAUUCCUCAUUCACGCAAUGUGUUACGUUGACCCAAUGCAUUUUCUUCCAUUAGAGCAUGCCCAUUCAUUGUGAAUGAGCUGGUAGUUG